Messenger RNA from Symbiodinium sp. CCMP2456, 3840 nucleotides. NCBI's taxonomy places the organism in Eukaryota, Dinophyceae, Suessiales, Symbiodiniaceae. The record is from the annotation of a GenBank genome assembly.
AUGGACACUCAGCCAGCUGGUGAAAGCAGUCCAAGCUCGGAUGGCCGAGGGCGACUGGCGGUCCGGCGGCCAGCUCCAGUGACUGUGCCGCCUCGCAGACAGAGAGAGCAGGCCGCAGAUCAAACCGCGAACCCAGUGGAACAGGUCAUCUCACCUCCGAGCACGGUGAGCGUUGACAGCCCCGACUCACCAGAUAGUAUGGGGCCCGACUCUCCUUCCAGAAUUGUCGUGCGAAACACCUUCAUUGACGUACGUGAUGAAUUCGCAUCAGGCUCCGAUGAGCCUGGCUCCCCGCACCGUGGCAACAGCGCGCCUGCCUCCCCGACACAACGAGCCGAUCCUUGGGACAAUGUGGACCUCGGAGCAGGUCCGGAUGUGCCAUUUGAUGCAGGAUUCCUUGGAAAAGCUCCAGAUCCAGAGGACCUGGAACACUUUGUUCACUUCGGGACAGCGCAGGAUGGGCGCUGGCUCCGAGAUCUCGCGUCGCCGAAGAAGGUCUCGGCUCGACCUCGCAAGACGAAAGGGGCAGCCGCUGAGGCGGAGGGAACCUCUUCUAUGCGUCUCGGUGAUCUGCUGAAACUGGGCAUUCCAGGCCAGCCCGUGGACAGGGAUGAUGGGGAGAAUGAGCUGGAGAAGCAAAUGCAGCAGCUGCGAGCGCAGCAGGACCAGUUGUUGCGCUCCCAACUUCAACCCGUCCUGGAGGGCCAAAUGCAAGCCGAUGUUCCGUGCCUGGGUGGCCUUGGAGUUCCUCCAGCCCCGGCAGUAAGUUCCACUGCCGGAGUUUGGCCAGGAUCUGGCUACAGAGGUGGGCUGCCAGGUCAGCCACUGCUUCCCAACAUGGAGGUGCCUUUGGCAGGAUGUCCUCCGAUGCAUGGUGCUGCAGGAGCACAGCUGGGACGCGAUCUCGACAGUGGAUGCGGUGGCUUUCCUGGGCAGAUGCCAGGCUUUCUGCAGCAAGCAAACACCUUCGUCGGACAGGAUGCGGGAUCGCGAAUUCCUCCACACCAGGACGCCGGAUCACGUGUUCCCCCUCAGCAGGUGCUCUGGUCGCGAGGUCUUGACACUCCGUAUCCUGGAAGCACAGGUGUUGACUGGCGGGCUGGUCAGAAUCUUCCGUUGAAUCUAGCUUCUAGCAACUUUGCGGGCGGCCUCAUGGCAGCGGGAGGCAUGCUGUUGGCACAGGGUAUCUCGUCGCUUCAGCAGCAGCAGUUGCAGCUACAGCAGCAGCAGGAGCAGCUAGAGCGCCUCCGUCAGUCGAUCGACCCGCAGAUGCAGAUGCAGGCCCAAGCCCAGGCCGCAGCAUCCUUCAUGCCCGGAGGGUGCGGCCAAGUCGACCCUCAGCGAGGCAACCGCCAAGUUUCCAUGAAGAAGGGAGGUGGAAGGACCGUGAAUGCUGGCCGAGGCAAACGGAUGAUGGAAGAUGAAGCGCUGAUGGCAGGCCGCAAGCAGAUGUUGGACCAGAACAUGGCAGGAUUCAUGAUGUCUAUGGACCCGCAAGCUGUCGUGCCUGGUGCCAAGGAGAAGGCAAAAGUACCUCUAAGUGGAGGUGGUCCUAAGAGAACGGACUACAUCAAGAAGUUUGGUGGGACGAAUGAGACUGUGGAGGGAAGUUCAGCAACUGCUUCUACACAGCCUAUCACGACAAUGAUGCUGAAGAACAUCCCCUGCCGAAAGAGUCAAGAGGAGGUCAUGCUGACCAUUGAUGAAGAAGGCUUUGGUGGAAGGUACGACUUUUUCUAUUUGCCUCGCGACGUCAAGUUUCGAGCAAACCUCGGGUAUGCCUUCAUCAACUUUAUCACCCCAGAGGAUGCGGCCGACUUUCAGAACAAGAUGGACGGGUACCGUUUUCCAAAUUCAGGCUCUGCGAAGGCCUGCAUUGUGGUACCUGCGCACGUGCAGGGCGCGCUGAACAACCUCCAAGCUUUCAAGAGGACGGAGGUCAUGAGGAGCAACCGCAAGCCGUUCUUCUCAUCUGUCGUGAGCCUCGCAGUGCAAACGCCUCUCGGUCAACAGCACAUGGCAUUGGGAAGUUCUGGGAAGAAGGCUAGGUCCAAGUCCACUCGACACGACCUUCCUGAUGCAGCCGAGGAUCCAGCAAGCUCAGUCAGUGCAUCAGCCACUGCGGCAAGGCAGUUGCAGAGCCUUCGCCGAAAGAACGAUGAGCUCGAAGCAGGCACCAUGCAAAACAACGCCGCGGUGGAGAAGAACGGGAAGUCCCUGCUCUCGCAUGGCGAGGCUUUGCCCAAAGAGCACUCAGAAGAGCACAAAGUCAACAAGCCAAAGGCCAGUCGGCCCUGUUGGUCAACCGAAGAAGUGGCUUGCUCUCUGAGGACAGCCACGAUGCUGGUGAUUGUUCAGAACAUGUGCUUCUUCCUCUUGCUGGUGCCUUCUGCUCUUGGUGAGUGCCAGGAGAAUCGCACCUGCAUGCCGCUGCUGAGCAUGGUUGCUUUGUUCCUCGACGUGACCAUCUUCACUGGACACUUGAUGCUGGGAUAUUUCGAGACGGCAUACAGGAAGGAGUUUCCCAGCAACAACUUCUGGCUGUUGACCGUUGUAUGGUCAAUCUGGAACAUGCUGUCGCACCCUUUUUGGCGAGACAACGUCGUUGAUCUAUUCGUGGUGUGGCCGCAGGAGCUGCACACGAUCUUGAACAUUGCUGCCGUUGUGGUGUGUUCGUUAUCGCAGAUUAUGCCAUCAUGGAGGCAUCUGGCAUGUAUGGUGAUGGGCGAGUUCUUCCUGAGCCUCGCGCUCUCAGCUGCGGAGGUGCUUAGUGCGUUUGUGGAAGCUCUCGAUCCAACGGCACUGGAUUCGCCCACGGUGCGGUUUGACCUAGUGAUUUUCAACAUUGCCAUUUUGAUUAUCGGCUCGACCAUCGUGCUGGGCGCCUUGAACCCUGAGAAGGACAUAAAGAGCGGAGACUCUGAAGCAUUGUCGCUCACGUCUGCUCUUCAUUCCCAGGCCUUCGAGGAUGACCUUGAACGCCGGAAACGAGCUGUGUUGACGGCCCUCUGUGACACGGUGCUGACAACAAACGCCUACUUUGCGAUUUCCGCCAGCAACGAAAGCGCGGACAGGCUCUUCAAGAGGCCGAUGUUGCAUGAGAUUUUCACAGACUACUUGAAGGACAACGCGGAGAAGGCAAAAUUUCUCUCCUCGAUGAAGAAGCAGUUUCCUGAAGAUGAUUCUCUGAGUGACGGUCCAAAGCGGCUGAGGGUCACCAUGCGCGAUGCGCAGGGGAAGCUUUUUGAAACUGACGUAGUGGUGUCGGAUGCCAGCACGGAUCUGAGGACAGGAAAAGCUUCAAAGCUGAUGGCAGGGUCUUUAGCGUGUCGUGUCCAGCACACUUGCGCGACUGGCAGGCGGGUGAUCCGAGUGUACAGCCACAUGUGUUUGGCAGUUAGCUUGUCCGGCUGUGUGAUGCUCGAGCUGGUGCAUGCUUUAGGCCGCGAAGCGUCCGAACCGAUGGAGGGACGCAGGCCCGUGAAUAAGAUUGUGGACUCCCUGAGCUCAGCCUGGAGCCAGAUACGGCUGGCCUUGCGGGCCUGGCAGGCGCGGUUCCGCGCGGAGCCUCGUGAUCUGCAGUCCAUGGGUAUGGCCAUUGAGUCGGUACAGAUGAAUGACCCCUUGAGAUCUCCUCCGCCACAGCUCAAAGGAAUCGAGGAGCAGCAGCGCCUCUUCCAUCGAGACUUCAGCCAGGAGCUGCUCAGCAUCUAUCGAGAUCUACUGCGAAGCGAUACGGUCAAACAGUCAGGUCCAUCACCAUCCGCCAGAUCUUCCAUGGUCUCAAAGUCAGGACCACCGAGGAUACGCUUGCACCGCGCCAACUACGAGGCAGGAUGA